Colletotrichum truncatum is the source of this 492-nucleotide messenger RNA. RefSeq lists its product as uncharacterized. Lineage: Eukaryota; Fungi; Ascomycota; Sordariomycetes; Glomerellales; Glomerellaceae. The record is from RefSeq and is a predicted model, not a curated record.
AUGCGGGGUUGCCUGCGGGCUUCGGGCCUACCAUUCAACACGCUGCUCAAAGAUGGGAAACCGUUGAAGAGACCAUUAUGCGCGCGUUGCAAACCGUCUGAUGUUGCAAUACUUGUCAAGUAUAAGAGGGUCAGUCUUGUCUCAACUUCACGAUUUUCUUCACCACACAACUUCAGUCUUCCUCUUCCAAUAGCCAAUUCUUCUUCACUUUUCAGUACGCUUCAGCCGUUACGCUCAAUCCACCAGUCAAGAUGCAGUUCCUCAAGAUUGUUUCUGCUCUCGCCGUUGCCCUCGCGGUCCCCGCCUCGGCUGGUACUUGCAUUCAGCUCGGAGCUUGCAGUGAGGGUAACGACAUCCGCCAAUGCACAUCUGGAAGCUGUCACCAGAAGCUCGGACAGACUUGCACUAUCAGCGGCAACUCUGUCAACUGCCCUAAAUAAGAGUUUACAUCAAGAAACUUUUGUACCAUAUUGUCAGAACCAUUACAUAUGA